Molecule: messenger RNA, 717 nt
Organism: Verticillium alfalfae VaMs.102
Lineage: Eukaryota; Fungi; Ascomycota; Sordariomycetes; Glomerellales; Plectosphaerellaceae
Exons: 3
Coding region: 1-717 (238 amino acids)
Source: RefSeq, a predicted model, not a curated record
AUGCCCAUCCGCAACCCCUUCGCCCGCAGACCCGGCGCUGCCAUCGGCGUUCAGGAUGAGAACGCCCGGCCUAUCGAUGACCGUCUCAACCCCUCGCACCCCGGAUUCGAAAAGGUCGACACUGUCGGCUCCAAGGCCUCUUCUGCUCUCAGCAUCAACAGCGGACCGACAUGCGAAUACAAGAUGAGCGAAGAGAAGGCCGCUUGGCCUAAGAAGUAUCUCUCGUCAGCCCGCAACUCGACAGACACGCGCAACGGCAGCGUCGGCGACAUUGAGCACUUUUCGAUUUCCCGCGAGUCUUUCGAUUCCUAUAGGCGAUCAUUUGACAUCUCGGCCCGGUCGCCGAUGCCGUCGCAUGACCUCCCGGCGCGCCAAUCUCUCGACUCGCACCGAUUUCCCCGUCUGCCACGGUCGGCCUUUGAUCGCAAGGCCGCCCACGAACCGCCGACGGUUGAGGAAUCUCACUUUGAGGACGUCGGCCUCAACGACGACCACAAGCACGGACAACCACAGCGCAAACGCGGCCUCUUUGCGCGGUUUGGCGACUCGAACACGGAUCUGCACAAGGAGACGCCGUCGAGCCAGCCCAACAACAAUGCCAUGUCGCGGUUCCUCGGACGCAAGCGAGGACAGAGCCAGAGCGGCCAGGGUGCCGAGCUCGGCAGCAUGGAAAGGCCGACGACGGCGACGCCGGUCGAGGCGCAGGAGGUGCACUGA